This is a messenger RNA of Blepharisma stoltei, 5584 nucleotides long. The record is from the annotation of a GenBank genome assembly. NCBI's taxonomy places the organism in Eukaryota, Ciliophora, Heterotrichea, Heterotrichida, Blepharismidae.
AUGGUACUCAUAUUUUUCCUUGUAGUAUUACAAGUGUAUGUAUUUGGGGUUGCUGAAGAUCCGUUUGCAGCUUACCUGUCAGAGAAUGAAUAUUUAAACCUGAAUUUAAAUGAUUUUUUUGAAGGAGAAGAAUUGUCAUUUUCUGUAGGUGAAAAUAACUUUACAGGGGACUGCCUACAAAUCUUUGAUCCAAUUUAUUUUAAUACCACUCAUUCAAUUGAAUUAGGGAGCAUUAGAGCGCCUUCAGUACAGGAGACCCCGAAUCAGAGGCAAGUUACAUCAUUUAGAAUGGAGAACAAAAUGAUAAUGUUCGGAUUUUUCCAGAGUUAUAUAGAAAUUUAUAGCUUAAUGCUGACAAAUGGACAAUUAGCGAUGCAUUGAAACGAGAGCUUAGAUUAUCAGCAUAUGAACCCAAAUAUACUGCAGGUAGCGUUAUUUACUAACUUCCCCAAGUAAUAAACAAGUUUGCUUAUUCGUGGGCGGUUUUAGCAAAAAAUUUUAAAAUUUUAAUAAAUUGAUCGAAAAUUGUUUAUUAUUGGGGCAUUUUCAAUAUACAUAAAAUGGGCGUAUGGCGACCUACCGUCCUCUCAGUGACGGUAACCCGUGUAUAUCCGGGCAUGGUUUUCCGGAGAAGCGACUUAGCCCAGCAGUAUCUGGACCCUAGUGGCGACUAGGGACGAACACAGACCCGCUGAUCGUGACCAGAUCCUAGGGCAGUUAGUAGCAUCUCCUUUUUCCAGCAGCGCCCAAGUCAGUGGGUGCCCGAAAUGGAUCAGGGCGACUUACCUGCUCAAGCUGCUACUGUGGUCUGCCCCGAAUCGCGGAAGCGAUUGAGGAUUUUAUCAAGCGGAUAAGCUGAUAAAAGGGAGGCAGAUUAGACGGCCUAAAGGCGGUCUCUCCAGUUAAAAGGGUCCCUUAAAUGGACGAUCUGGCCACCCGGAGACAAAGACUGGCGUAACUCGGGACGAAAGGCUGAGUUGGAAAUGGUGGUGCUCGGCGACGGUCGGCUGACGACCCAAUAGGGCAACCACUACCGAGAAACCAGGGGUUUCGGCCUGGGCUCAGAGAACCAGUGAUGGAAGUCCAUCCUUUUCGCUCGUGCCAGCACGGCUCCUCACGGAGCGCGGAGGAAUGUCACGCAUGGAAGAAGGGACCUUAAAUACAUAUCGUUAAUUAUUAUUAUUAUUGUGGCAUUUCAGAUUAAAAGGCAUAAAUGCAAAUUUUGGGCAUUUCCCCAAUUUACAAUUGAAAAUUUGUGCCAAGCCCCUACGAAUAAGCAAGAGUUUACUUAUUAUUGGGGGAGUAAUGGUGACAGUAAAUAUGCACUUAUUCUGCUCGGCCAGUUAGAAGAAGUUGACGGACAAAAUGUGACGAGAAACGAUUUAUAUGUCAUGAAUGUUACUAACCCAGAAGAACCUGACCCGCCUGUGCUGCUAAACUUGUGGGAUGUGAGAUAUACUUCUAGUUUGAAAAUAUCAACUGAGAUACAAGGUACUGUAAUAAUACCAAUUUCUGGAAUUUUUUCUGCAAGCUUUUCAUCUUAUAACGGUGUGCUUUUUGUAUAUAAUUUCAGUGAUCCUUAUGGCCCAGUGCUUAUGCAGACUGUAACGAGAUAUUUUACACUGCCUAACGCAAAUAAUUUAAUCCCUAAUCCAGUAGAUUCACUGAUAUUAGAUUCAUGCAUUUAUCUGCUGGAUGCCAACAUUGGAGUCAUUUUAUACUUACUAAAUCCUGAAAAUGAGUUCUUUUUUGAGUCAGAUUAUUUUGACUUAUCAAGAUUUGGUAGAAGCUUCAGUAUUGCGUAUAAAGAUAAUCCUUCCCAGCUUGAAAGGGCCAUAACUGUUGGCACUGAGCAGGGGAUCAUUGCUUUCAGUCCUAUUAAAUUUGAUGAAGUAUUCUGAGUUACAAGCUAUGACCUAUAUGGAAAUGUAUCGCCAAUAAAAUCAAGUCAAAACUUGCUGAAUUAUUUCUUUUUAGAUGUCUUGGGCCAAAAUAAUACAUCAUUAAUGGUAAUCCAAGAUCGAUCGAUUUUUGAGCAAGAUAUAUUGUUUCAUUUAGACAUAGAAGCACUUGUGGGGCAGAAUUUUGAUCCUAAUGGGAUGUGAAAAGUGUUUUAUGGCUUUUAUGGGCAAUUUUUCUAUGUGAGGUUUGAUCUUUAUGCAAUAACAUCUUAUGGGUUUACACUGGAUUAUUGAAAAUUGAUUGUGACGCCUGGUGCAUUACCUUAUUCUGCAGAAAUAAUCGCUGAAUCAGCAUUGCAGACAAAUGAAAAGUCGACAAGAUGAAUUACAGUAAUGGGAAUUCCUGAAAGUGUUAAUGCCAUACUUUAUAUUGAUGGAUAUACCCCAAUUCCUUUAGAGCCUAUACAAAUUAAUGUUGAAUUUGACGGAUUUGUCGCCAAUAUUAUUGGUAAUCCAAUGAACUAUUUUUCUGGGCCAAAUAUGAAUUUUUCUAUACAAUUAAACAGCAUCUCUUCAGAUUUUUCAUUUAAAUAUUCACCUUAUGAGAUAGCCAGCUACUUGGAAACUGUUCCAAUCAAUAUGAACCUUACCUCUGCCCAAAUAAUUGGGAUUGAACUUUUUAUGUAUACACACAAUGAAAUUUUUGUAUUUUAUUAUGGUGAAAAUGGAUUUGACAAGUGAGCCUCACUGAUUAACCCUAUUUCUACAGUUAUAUGCUCCCAAGGAUGGCUUGUGUAUUCCUUACCUGAGCCAAACUCUCCACUUAUAAGCUUGAUUGACUCUGCAUCUAACCAGACAAUUCAAACUUGGACUCCUUUGGUACAAUGCAAUAUGUUUAGUGCAUAUAACAAUUAUUUGCUUUGCGGAGACCAUGAUUUAAUUGAUCUUUACAUAACUAAUACUGAAAGCAACCUUUAUGAAAGUAUGAUACAAGUAUCUGCAAAGCUUUUCAACAUGGACUUAUAUAUCAUAGACGCCACUUUGACUUCUCCAUCAGAAAAUUUUCCUGACUCUUAUCUAUAUAUUUUAGACCAGUAUAACGGCAUCAAUAUUAUCGAUUUAGAUUUUGUGUACAAUGGAGAAAUCCCUAUCCUUCCUUACUGUGUAGAUAAAGCAAAUGUGACAAAUGCUGUAAGGAUGAUUGGAACUACAGAGCAAAUAUAUAUAAUAAUAUAGCGCUUUCCCGAGGAUGGCGCGGAAUGGCGCCAUCCUCGGGAAAGCCAGGAAGGCACCCACACGGGAACUGGGAGUUCCACGUGUGGAUGCCAUUUUGACAUGUGGAAGUUUGGAUCCCACAUGUCAAAAAUGGCAUCCACACGUGGAACUCCCAGUUCCCGUGUGGAUGCUUAGUUGACUUUCCCGAGGAUGGCGCCAUUCCGCGCCAUCCUCGGGAAAGCGCUAUAUUCAGUGAUGGAUCAGUAGACAUUUACUCUACCACUCUAGCUUUUAUAAAACGAGUUAGAGCUAGAUAUCAAGCAACUUACAUUGAUGCUAAAAAUAUUGAAAAUGUGCUAUUUAUCCAGGUCACUGGCAAAAUUUUGGUUAUAGAUGGGCUACAAACAACGCAUAGCAGUUUGCUUACAUAUAUUCCAGUUAAUGAUUCUUGCCAAUUUGACGUCUCAAGCGAGUACGAGGUUUACUGGGGAAUCAUUGGGAUUUUGUGCCCAAAUAAAACCAAUCAAGAUCUCAUGUUUUAUGGAUUAAAUUGUCCAACAAUGCCUUAUGACCAGCCUUGCCAAUUAAAUUUGUAUUCUCAAAUAACUAUGACGAAUCCUUUAUCAGUAAGCCAGCUUCAAUAUAUUGCAAAUAUAACACUAAUUGCGUCUAAUGAGGUUUCUUCUGUUUUUCUUCCAGUAAUUCUCAACAUUUUCCCAGACGGUGAAAAUAUAUGAAUUAAUGAAGAACUUUGGAAUAUUAGCCACCAGCUCGUUAUUGAUUAUGAUAUAGAAGCAAUAGUUGACUUAGGAAGCUCAUACCAAGGACAAAACGUAAAAUCCUAUUUAAAUAUCAAUGGAAAGUAUCCAACAUUUAAUUAUAAGGAGCCAAACUAUGUCCCUGCUAUCAAAUGGCCCCAAAUGAUAUUGACAGAUCACUAUGAAGGAGAUUAUAAUGAAAAUUUCACAGACCAUACCGCAAUUAAAAAUACCAAUAGAGUAAUAGUCGCAAGUAGCACACAGGGUCUCCUUAUAUUUAAUUUAUCUGGUGUCCCUAGCCAGGACGAUAGCUUCGAUUCUCCAGAUGUCCCAGUUGAAAACACUCUAAACGUUUCAGACUAUAUAAACGGCACAAAUCCUGUUUGUUCUAUAGUUGAAGAUAUAGGAACUCAAGGCGACUUAACCUUGUUCGUCACUGCUUGCCGACAUCAAAUGACUGAACAGUUUUCAUGAAAUGAAGGAAAAUUAGUGAAUUUAACUCUCAAUCAGUUUGCUUUGGUUCUAUGAGAGUAUGAUUUCGUGAAAGGCAAUGUGAAUAAAAUAAGAGUUUUAGAAGUCGAGUUCAACCCAGCCUGGCUUAGAGCGAUUCCUUCCACUAACUAUGACUUCAUGCUGAUUUCAAUUGAUUCUUCAGAUGAAGCUGAUUAUGAAAAAUAUCGAAAUAAUCAUGUGAUCAGAAUUGCUGUGCACUGGGAUAACGAUGCUUUAAAUUUGACAAUAGUCGAAAUCAUUGAUUUCCACUCUCUUCAACUUCCAGCUUUUUAUGCUCAUGCAGUUGAUGGAGUUUACUCAAAUAAUGACUUAUAUUUAUAUGUGGCCGAUCAUUGAUAUGGAACAAGAAUUCUUCAAACAAAGAAUGGCAACGUUACUAAUAUCAGUGAAAUAGUAGGUGGCCUGCCGAUGAAGGAUGGUGAUUAUAUCGUUAAUGUAGGGGUAUGUGGGAACUUUUUAUUUACUGGGACCGUUGGGACCAAAAUUCAUCAAUUUUUAUUAAAUUCUAAAAGUAACCCCCAGGUUAUGACGAGGUUUUAUCCAUACAACAAUACAUUGAAUGACUACAUUGCUCUUCCCUCUCUUAUCGUUUGUUCUGACUAUUAUCAGCCUGAUUUUAUAGUAUCUUCAAUCCUUUCCUCCAAAAGCGAGUUUUACAUAAGAGUUUAUAACACAAAGGUGAGCGCUGAUAACUCCAUAAUGUACGACAUGACAAUUUCUCCACAGCUGUAUCCUCAAGCUACAGGAAGCGUCGUAUUCAUAAAUUCUAAUACAGUAACUGCUAUAGGAGCUCUUACACCUUAUCUAAGAAGUUAUAUUUUAAAGAAGCCACAAAUCAUUAUACCUAAAAUGACACUUAACGAGUAUAAGCAGAUGCUAAAGGAAUGAGGAACAGACACUUUUGAACUUUUUGUAACGCUAGUUAAUGAAAAUAUGUCAGUAAACUCGACAUCUAUUAGCGUAAGAAGAACUCCUGCAGGUAGCAAUGAUAAUGAUGAUGGCUAUCAGUAUCAUAGUAAUGGCAACUCAUGAUGGAUUUGAAUGAUACUUGGAUUUUGUAUCCUUUUAAUUCUAAUCAUGGCUUGUCUUUUAGCAAGGUAUUUUUUGAAAAAACCAAAGCCCCAAACUAUCCAAAAUGAAAGGCCAUUAUUUUUGACUCAAUUUUCAGAUUUUGAUAAUGAUGAGUAUUUUGACUAA